GAAAAGAAGAAGGGUGAUUUGUAAGACAUGCCAAUAAUUUUAUUCUUGCACUUCAAGUGUAUUAUUAUUUAUAUCUCUUUCCAAAGUACAAUCAAAUCACCAAUAGGAAGAAAGCAUGGUUGGGAGCACCAAAAGCAGAGUUCUUAUUGCAUUUGCAGUUGCCAUUUGUGCAAUUAUUGCAUCCCAACAUCUCAAACAUAUUAUCUCAGGCUCAGCCUCAAUUUCCAGCUUCAUCUUUUCAUCUUCCAUUUUCUCAAAACUAUUAGAAAUAAGAUAUAUAAAUUCUCACUUCCGCCGCCACCACCACCCUCAGCAUCACCACCACCGCCAUGAAGAAAAAGUAAUGUUAUCAAUAUGUGAUGAUUUCCCGGCUGAUUUUCCACCUCCGGGAACAAAUACCACUUCAUACAUUUGCGUGGACCAGAAUGGAUGUUGCAAUUUCACCACUGUGCAGGCGGCUGUGGAUGCAGUCCAAGUUCCCAGUCUAAAAAGAACCAUAGUUUGGAUUAACAGUGGCCUUUACUAUGAAAAGGUGGUUGUCCCAAAAUCAAAAACAAACAUCACCUUUCAAGGACAGGGCUAUCUAUCAACUGCUAUUGUGUGGAAUGACACGGCCAAUUCUUCCCAUGGAACCUUCUAUAGUGGCUCUGUUCAAGUCUUUGCAGCCAACUUUAUUGCCAAAAACAUUAGCUUCAUGAAUGUAGCGCCCAUACCGAAACCGGGAGAUGUAGGAGCGCAGGCAGUGGCAAUAAGAGUGGCGGGAGACCAAUCUGCCUUCUGGGGCUGCGGAUUCUUUGGAGCACAGGACACUCUUCAUGAUGAUAGAGGCCGCCAUUACUACAAAGACUGUUAUAUUCAAGGCUCAAUUGACUUCAUAUUUGGCAAUGCAAAGUCAUUGUAUGAGAAUUGCCAGAUCACUUCAAUAGCCAGCCAAGUGCCACCUGGCGUCAGGAGCAUAAAUGGGGUUGUCACGGCUCAGGGACGGUCUUCCAUGGACGAAAACAGCGGUUACUCGUUUGUAAAUUGCAGCAUAGGAGGUACGGGGAGGAUAUGGCUGGGCCGAGCUUGGCGUCCUUUCUCCAAAGUUGUAUAUGCGUAUACUUCCAUGUCUGAUAUUAUAGCACCCGAGGGCUGGAAUGACUUUGGGGACCCUUCCAAAGACCAGAGUGUGUUCUAUGGUGAGUAUAUGUGUUCAGGAGCAGGAUCCAAUACAAGUCAAAGAGUCCCCUAUGAACAGAGGCUUAAUGAUACACAAGCUUUGUAUUUCCUUAAUGUCUCUUUUAUUGAUGCAGAUCAAUGGCUGCAACCAUUCAACCUCUAGCUAUAUCUGGAAAUAUCUAUUAAAGAAAUAAAUAAUUAUCCAUUCAUCAUUUUUUUCCUUUUCUAAUUGACCUCUCUAUUUAUCGAUAAAUCAACGUAGCUC
Molecule: messenger RNA, 1423 nt
Organism: Impatiens glandulifera
Lineage: Eukaryota; Viridiplantae; Streptophyta; Magnoliopsida; Ericales; Balsaminaceae
Product: probable pectinesterase 8
Exons: 5
Coding region: 116-1321 (401 amino acids)
Biological process (GO): cell wall modification
Molecular function (GO): pectinesterase activity
Source: RefSeq, a predicted model, not a curated record